Molecule: messenger RNA, 294 nt
Organism: Penicillium cataractarum
Lineage: Eukaryota; Fungi; Ascomycota; Eurotiomycetes; Eurotiales; Aspergillaceae
Product: putative quinol monooxygenase
Exons: 2
Coding region: 1-294 (97 amino acids)
Source: RefSeq, a predicted model, not a curated record
AUGGUCUACACGAUCGUCGUUCACCUCCGCGCAAAACCCGACGAAGAAUCCAUCUCCAAACUGCACGCAAAACUCCUCGAAGCAUCCGCCGUCUACUCAAAGGACAAAGAAACCCUAUCCUGGUUCGUCAUGCAAUCCGUGCACGACAAGCAGGAUUUCACUAUCGUCGAGCGAUACCUGCAGGAGUCGUCGCAGGAGUAUCAUUUGAGUAAUCCUUAUUGGAAGACGUUUGAUCCUUAUGUUAUUCCUUUGCUAGAGAGGGAGAUGGAUUUGAGGAGGUUUGAGGAGUUGUAG